CGCCGGAACGUUUGUAGUGUAACACAGAGCUUGGCAGUCAUGUCGGCGCUCAAGUCGCGGUGCUUACAGUUAGUCAAAAUUUAGUUUCAGAUAACUCAUUCUGUGUAUUUUAGAAGUCAGAAUACAUAAAUUUAGAGAUUAUGUGUUGAAGGAAAGCGAAGUAUUGGUCGCAGUAUCGAUAAACUUUGAGGUAAAUUACCUGUCCUAGUCAUGGCAUCACUAUCAGAGGAGGUGCUUCUGGUGGUGAAAAAGGUUCGCCAGAGGAAGCAGGAUGGCACACUUUAUCUGAUGGCUGAACGCAUAGCCUGGGGUCCAGAAGGCAAAGACCGCUUCACUGUCAGCCACCUAUAUGCAGAUAUUCGCUGUCAGAAAAUCAGCCCAGAUGGUAAAGCAAAAAUUCAGCUCCAGCUGGUCCUUCACACCGGCGAGAGUACCACAUUCCACUUCUCUAAUGAGAGCACUGCACUCAAAGACCGUGAGGCCACCAAGGAAUUGCUGCAGCAGCUACUGCCCAAGUUCAAGAAGAAAGCUAACAAAGAACUGGAGGAGAAAAACAGGAUGCUUCAAGAGGAUCCAGUGCUUUUCCAGUUAUAUAAAGAUCUAGUGGUAAGCCAAGUGAUCAGUGCUGAGGAAUUUUGGGCCAACCGGUUAGGAGGCUUAAACAACACAGACCCCGCACUAUACAACAACAAACAGGAAGUCGGUAUAUCUGGAGCAUUUCUGGCAGACAUUAGACCUCAGACAGAUGGCUGCAAUGGCUUGAGAUAUAAUCUGACAGCUGAUAUUAUUGAAUCUAUCUUCAGAACAUACCCUGCAGUGAAGCAGAAGUAUAGUGAAAAUGUGCCUCAUAACCUGACGGAGAAGGAGUUCUGGACCCGCUUUUUCCAGUCCCAUUAUUUUCACAGAGACCGCAUCAACACAGGAACACAGGAUAUCUUCUCAGAGUGUGCCAAGCAGGAUGAAAAGGGCUUAAAGUCUAUGGUGGUUCAAGGAGUGAAGAAUCCUUUGGUCGAUCUCCUGUCAUUAGAGGAUAAAACAUUGGAUGAGGGCUAUGGAGUUUGCACACCACCAUCCUCAACAUCUAAUUCGAACAGGACGGUGAAAGAGAGCAGCAACUCGGCCAUUAUAAAGCGGUUCAACCAUCACAGUGCCAUGGUGCUGGCAGCAGGCUCACGCAAAGGGGAAACACCAACUGAUCAAGCCAGUGAGACAAGCAGUACAGAUGGAAACUCAAGGGAUUCUGACUUCUUUCAGCCUCCUGUGAAGAAGGUUAAAUUACAGGAAGCCAUAGAAUAUGAAGACCUGCAAAGGGAAAACGGACCAAAAACAGUUGCGUUAAACCUCAAGAAGUCUGACAGGUAUGCUCAUGGUCCAGUGCCACUUCAGUCCCAACAGUAUACAACUAGCCAGGAUAUCAUCAACUCUGUCAACUACAUCCGGCAUGAGAUGGCUAAUUACAAACCCAACCUUACUCAGGUGUUGUCCAGCACAGCAGCAACUUCUGCCAUCGCAGCGCUUUCUCCAGGUGGCGUCCUCAUGCAGGCAGGAGCGCAGCAACAAGCCAUAAAUCAAAUGGUACCUACUGAAGUUCAAGGAGAGUUGAAGCACCUUUAUGCAGCUGCUGGAGAGCUAUUGAGACAUUUCUGGUCCUGUUUUCCUGUAAACACACCAUUUCUGGAGGAGAAGGUGAUGAAAAUGAAGUCAAACCUCGAGAGAUUUCAGAUGACCAAGCUUUGUCCCUUUCAGGAGAAGAUUCAACGUCAGUACUUAAGUACAAAUCUUACAGGGCACUUGGAGGAGAUGCUGCAGACGGCCUAUAGCAAGUUCCACAUCUGGCAAACCCGACGGAUGAUGAGGAAAACCUGAAGUCUGACGGUUUGUCGAAGAGAGGACAAGGAAGACAUUAAAGUAUACGGACAAAUGGCCUGUGGAGGCCCUCCAGACUGCUGUGAAGAGACCACAGAUUACAGCCUGAUGGGACAAGGUUCACAGGGGCUUAUGAUGAGGAUAUAGAUGGACGCUGCUACAUCCCCAAAUGUCCAACAGAGACUAACUACAUCUCAGUCAUGAAUAACUGUAAUUAGUUUCUUUCUCUUUUGUUUGUGUUGUUUUUUUUUUUUCAACGGUUGAGAGAUUGGUGCCGGUAAUGGUUAACUGGGACUUCUACUAUGGUUUAAUAUGACCAAACUUUAGAUUGAAAUCAGAAAGGCUCUCAGGAUAACAGGCUGAGGUGUGAGAUGCAAGCAGAGGACUGGCAACAUGUUUCAUCAGUGCUCAGAGCAUUGAAAGAAAGCUUGGACAUACAAGGAGCUCCUCUGAGCACCGGCUCGAUUUAUGGAACAAGGUUCCUGAAAAUCUGAAGCGAAAGAGGAAGUGAAUAUAGCAAUACUGUAAAGACAUUUGACACUCGAGUGCAUUAGUGUGUGUGUGUGUGACUCAAAUCACACUGUCACUGGUUUGUAAUGUCUGCACCUUCUGUCUGCACUGAAGACAAAAAUGUUAUUCUGAAUUAAAGUGAGGCAUAAAGCUGUUGUUCAUGAA
Molecule: messenger RNA, 2541 nt
Organism: Thunnus maccoyii (southern bluefin tuna)
Lineage: Eukaryota; Metazoa; Chordata; Actinopteri; Scombriformes; Scombridae
Gene: gtf2h1
Product: general transcription factor IIH, polypeptide 1
Exons: 15
Coding region: 211-1866 (551 amino acids)
Biological process (GO): transcription by RNA polymerase I; nucleotide-excision repair; transcription by RNA polymerase II
Cellular component (GO): transcription factor TFIIH core complex; transcription factor TFIIH holo complex
Source: RefSeq, a predicted model, not a curated record